ACCCUCAUUUAUACUCUGCUGUUGUUUCUCACAUGAUACAUGGUCCUUGUGGCAUUUUAAAUCCAACAAAUGUAUGCAUGAAUAGAAAUAAACAAUGUAGAAGCCAUUUCCCAAAGGAUUAUACCCCAGAGACGUUCUUAGGCGAAUUUUCAUACCCAAAGUAUAGACGUUUAAAUAAUGGGAGGAAAGUGAAAGUUAGAGGACAAUGGUUAGAUAACAGAUGGAUUGUACCUUACAAUCCAUAUCUCUUGGCUAAAUUUAAUUGCCAUAUAAAUGUAGAGAUUUGUUCAACCAUCAAAGCUGUGAAAUAUUUGUAUAAAUAUGUAUACAAGGGACAUGAUAGAAUUGGUUUCUCAGUACAUUCUGAAGAACAUGUGGUUGAUGAGAUUAAAAAUUUUCAAACAGCUAGAUGGAUUUCUCCUCUUGAAGCAUUAUGGAGAAUUUUUGGUUUCAUUCUUUCAAAAAUAAAUUCUCCAGUUGUUACUCUUCAAUUACACCUCGAAAAUAAUAAUUUCGUUACAUACAAAAGUUCUGACAAUCUUGAGAAAAUUGUAAGUACCGACUUUUUCAAAAAAACUAUGUUAACGGAAUUUUUCCCCAUGAAUCUUGUUGACAAAAAAGCUACAACUCUUUUAUAUAAACAAUUUCCAGAAUUUUUUGUUUGGGACUCACAUCGUAAAUGUUGGAGUCCUAGAAAACAAGGUGUUUGUAUCGAUAGAGUAGUUGCAGCAAGUCCAAGUGAAGGGGAAAGAUAUUACUUGCGUCUUUUGUUAAAUCAUAUUAGAGGCGCAACGUCAUAUCGAGCUUUAAAAAUUGUAAAUGGUGUUGAAACAUCGUCUAUUCGAGAAGCGGCACUUUUACAUGGUUUACUUAAUGGAGACACUAAUUGUGAUUUAUGUUCGCAGGAAGCUUUAGAGUAUCAAAUGCCUACUCCAUUUCAUCGUCUUUUUACAACAAUUCUAACUCUAUGUGCUCCGAAUGAUCCAAAAAAUCUAUGGAACAAAUUCAAAAUUUUUAUGAUUGAGGAUUUCAUACGUGCUGGAAAUUGUUUCCAAACAACGUUAAGAAAAUGGAUCACACUGACAAUAUUUUUGGUAAACAUCAAGACAAAUAUGAUCAUGAGAUGGUUUAUGUAUGCUUAAACUUGAAUUCAACAAAGAUGAUUGGUUGCGAUGAAACAGAAGAAGAUCAAUUCUUUGACAGCCAUGAUGAGAUCACUUCUAUGUCCAAUGUGGACACUAAUACAAAUUCUGCAAGUAAUACGCACAUGCUUUAAUUGUAUAUGUAAGUUAUCCCCCAAUUGAGGUUAGAUAUAAUUUUUUUGUUUGACUAAAUAAGGCACAACCAUCAAAUAGUAUACACAAUGGAACAACCUGUGCUAAUAAUCGUCGAUGGUGAACUGACAUUGUGGAUGUCGUGUGAUAACAUGUGCUUAAAUUAUUGAUAGCAAACUGGAUAUUCUUGUACUUUCAUGGUUAGGCUGCUAUAUGCUUUAAUGGAUUUAAGACUUAUGGGCCCUGAAAUUCGCUCUCCUGAACUUUGAAUGGAGUUUUUUUACACGUGGAUAAGAUAUAAUUACCAAGGCCAGUUUACAAAUUUGCAACUGUAAUGUCUAUAGA
Olea europaea var. sylvestris is the source of this 1619-nucleotide messenger RNA. RefSeq lists its product as uncharacterized. NCBI's taxonomy places the organism in Eukaryota, Viridiplantae, Streptophyta, Magnoliopsida, Lamiales, Oleaceae. Bases 33 to 1142 code for a protein of 369 amino acids. The transcript has 3 exons. The record is from RefSeq and is a predicted model, not a curated record.